CAACCAGGUUGUUGGGGUGAUCCCUUUUGUGUACGCACUACCAACUGUAGGUGAGGUGUCGAUCGUACUGUACCUACCCAUCGCCAACUCACAAGAAUCUACCGCCCAACUCAUCAUCGUUCCUACUGGACUGAGCUUCCAUUUUUCUAGCCAACACGUCGAUAAACGUGAAAGAAAAUCAUAUCCAAGCUUAGAUACACACAACCUACCUCAUACCAAUUUCCAUCACGAUGUCGGUCAAGUUCGAAAAGGACACCGUCAAGACGACCGUCGGCGCCGCGAACCAGGUCGCCACGUCGGCUGCUGGCAAAGUCGCCAAUGGCUACCUCGCCGCGUACCUCACGCAGCUCCAGAAGAACCCUCUCCGAACCAAGAUGUUGACAUCGGGGUCCCUCGGUGCUCUACAAGAACUGUUGGCGGCGUACAUCGCAAAGGACAGGAGCAAGCAUGGACACUACUUCACCUCGAAGGUGCCGCUGAUGGCAGCGAACGGCGCCUUCAUCAUGGCCCCCGUCGGCCACGUCCUCGUCAGCAUCCUCCAGAAGAUCUUCGCCAACCGCACGAGCUUGAAGGCGAAGAUCCUGCAGAUCCUGUUCAGCAACUUAUUCAUUGCGCCAAUCCAGAACAGUAUCUACCUGACCUCAAUGGCCAUCAUCAACGGUGCGCGCAACAUCCACGCGAUCCACUCGACCUGGAAGGCCGGAUUCAUGCCCGUCAUGAAGGUAUCCUGGGUGACCUCCCCCAUCACGCUCGCCUUCGCGCAGCAGUUCCUCCCCCAGGAGACCUGGGUCCCCUUCUUCAACAUCGUCGGCUUCCUCAUCGGCACCUACAUCAACGCCAAGACCAAGAAGAAGCGUCUCCAGGCUCUGAGGAAGGCGCACUACGAGUCUGGCGGCGGAAGGCCGGACGACUACCCAAGGCCCGGAAUGGGCGGAGCGCCAUCGAUGUCCGGUGGUCUCGGUGGCCAGAACCCUGUCUACUAGGCGGGAGUAGGAUGGGUGGGACGGACGUGUUGAUACGAUAUCCAUUGGCUUGUUAUUUUGUCUUGUUAAUCUUGUUUUGGAAUGUUUGGGUGCUUUUUGGAAGACCAGCAUAUCCGAGGAUACAUGGAGACAUUUAAUCUAAAUAAGAAAUGCAAAAAUGAUAGAUCCAAAUGG
Molecule: messenger RNA, 1157 nt
Organism: Pseudogymnoascus destructans
Lineage: Eukaryota; Fungi; Ascomycota; Leotiomycetes; Thelebolales; Thelebolaceae
Exons: 4
Coding region: 231-983 (250 amino acids)
Cellular component (GO): membrane; cytoplasm
Source: RefSeq, a predicted model, not a curated record